GUGAUAAUACUGUUUUUCUAGAGUCAUAUUUAUAUAUAUAAAAAAAAUGAACUUCCAUCAUUCUUAUUUUUACAUCAAUAAAUUUUUACUCUCAAUCAUUGGUUUAUGGCCUUAUCAAUCAAAAACUGAAAAAAUCAUUGGUCAAAUUUUUGUACUCAUUGUUUGGGCUGGACAUAUUCCUUCUACGGCAAGACGUUUUGUUGUUAUUUGGGGUAAUGAAGAUGAAAUGAUAGAGUCUUUUGUUAUUUACUUUACCGCGACACUUGGAAUGGUCAAGCUUUGGAAUAGUCUACAUAAAAAUAAUAAGAUGAAACAACUUUUAGAAAAAAUCAAUGCCGAUUGGAAUAUUUGGUCAAAUGAACCGGAAUUUGAAAUUUUGGAAAAAUUUGCUGAAGAGGGGAGAAAAUUUUCUUUAAUUUAUGCGAUUGCGUUAUAUUGCUCAGUAUUAUCCUAUACUUCAUUCACACUUUCGCCACAAUUACUCGACACUUUUAUGCCAUUGCCAAAUGGAACAAGGGAAAAAAAAUACCUACUACCCGAAGAUUUUGGCACUAACUCGGAAAACUAUUUCUACCUCAUUUUUCUUGCUGACAUGAUAAGUAUUUUUGUAAACUUUACAAUAACAGCCAGCGUAGAUUCCAUGUAUGUAGUUUAUGUUCAACAUGCUUGUGGAAUUUUUUCAGCCAUUGGGCAACGAUUGGAAAAUAUAAAAUUUGACUGUAAUGCUAACGAUAAAAAAUAUUCACGUGACAAUAUUUCACGAGAAAUUUUCUUCUGUGUUCAACAACACAAAAGCGUUCUGAAAUAUACGGAGGACUUGGAAGAUACAUACACUGUGUACUUCUUUUUUUUAAUAUUAAUAAAUAUGAUUAUUUUAAUCGUCAACGGAGUUCAGAUUGUAAUAAAAUUUGGCGAUUUUGAUGAUGUUUUCAAAUUUGGAAAUUAUGCAAUACUCUUAAUUGGCCAUCUAUUGUUUAACAGUAUUCCAGGACAGAAAUUACUCGAUCACAGUGUGACAGUAUCGCAAGCAGCAUAUAAUGCUUGUUGGUAUGAUGCAACACAAUCUGUAAAAAGAUCAUUAAUCUUCAUCAUAAUGCGAAGUUCCAAACCUUGUAAAAUCACUGCAGGAAAAUAUUAUAUACUUUCAAUGGCUAAUUUUAGUAUGGUAAGAUAAAAAUUCCAAAAUUAAUU
Molecule: messenger RNA, 1191 nt
Organism: Leptopilina boulardi
Lineage: Eukaryota; Metazoa; Arthropoda; Insecta; Hymenoptera; Figitidae
Product: odorant receptor 67c-like
Exons: 8
Coding region: 47-1174 (375 amino acids)
Biological process (GO): detection of chemical stimulus involved in sensory perception of smell; sensory perception of smell
Cellular component (GO): plasma membrane
Molecular function (GO): olfactory receptor activity; odorant binding
Source: RefSeq, a predicted model, not a curated record